GCCAGACGAGGGUUCACCUCCGCCUGCUUCCCAGCGGAGGGGAGUCGUUAGCUCGCCGCAGUCCGCCUCCACACUCAGGGCAAAGCGGGACAGAAGACACGCAGCAGCGCCGAAGCCGUGCUGUGACUACUGGAAAUACUACAGAAACCUACUUUGUCUUUGGGUACAACCUGUAACUCGCUCGGAUACUUGCGGGAUCUGUGAGGCUCUCCUGUAACCAUGGGGGACGUGGUUUCCUCUCACCUGGAUGAGAGCAGACGGGAGAUGAUAACAGCUCGAACCAGAGAUGUGAUGAAGGAGUUCGGUGAUGCGUUUGAGCAGCAGUACUCAGUCGCUCUCUUUAACAGAGUUCGCUUUGAGAUAGAAGGAGGAGGAGGAACGCAGUCACAGCUGCUUCACAGGAAGGACCCUCUGGCAGGCCGGUCCAUCUUUUCAGGGAGUUUGUUUCAGUAUCUGGAGGAGAAUCGGAAGUGGAGGAGUCGCUUUGUGUCUGUUCCAAACAGCUACACCAUCAGACUCUAUGAGAGCAAAACAGCACACGAACGAGGCCUCCACCCAAAAGUAACCAUCAACUGUGCUGGGUACAGGGCCCUCACCUCCAUGGAGGAAUACAUUGAGCUAAUAAAUACCAGCCUGCCAGGUAUCAAGGCCAAAGCGAGCAGCGCUCCGUUUAUCAAGUGUGCGUCCCAGUUCCCUCUCAUCCUGUGGCACCCGUACGCCCGCCACCAAUACUUCUGUGUGCUGACAGAGAAGGAGCAGAAAAAGUGGCACGCAGUGCUGCAGGACUGUGUCAGACACUGUAACAAUGGUUUGUCAGAGGAUUGCACAGUUCAGACGCCAGCCUUCACAGACGCUGUGAGACUCCACAGACAAGCCAAGGGACACUACGGGACCUGGGAUAUGAUGUGCGGGACACCCCCACAGAUUCUGGCUAAUCUGGUGAUGGAGACCCUUCAGCCAGAGCUGCGAAGCGUGAUUGGUCCUCGUCUGAAGGGGAAGCUGCAGCAGAGGCAGAGGGAUUGGAUGUUGAUCUCUGAUGCUGUGUACAGGCAGGUGUUGUCCCAGACCACCGGUCAGUAUGAUGCCGUGGUCGAAGGCUGUGAGGCCCAGAGAGGUCAGCUGGACGCCAGACUGCGAACCGACAUGGACCAGAUCAUCACGUCUAAGGAACACGUCAGCAGCAAGAUACGAGCUCUAGUGUUGCCCAAGGCGGAGCAAUUCCUGCAGGCCAGCGUCCAGCCCUACAUCAGCUCCAUCCUGGAGGCCCUGAUGGAGCCCACCAGCCGAGGCUUCUCCGAGGUCCGGGACGUUUUCUUCAAGGAGAUGGUGGACAUCAGCAAGAACUCGCUCAACGGAGCAGGCAAAGACAAACUGGGAGACCACAUGGAGAGGCUGUCCAUGCUCGCCUUCCACCCGGUGAAGAUGCAAAGCUGUUAUGAGAAGGUGGAGCAGCUCAAUCUGGAGGGGCUGCAGCAGAGGUUUGACGUGGCCAGCCCCUCGGUGUUUGUCAACAGGGCUCAGAUCCUCAUGAGGGAGCAAAUGGACAAUGCAGUGUACACAUUCGAGCAGCUGCUGCAGCAGUCUUUGGAGACCCAGGGAGAAGACGACAUGUGCAAGACCAUGCAGCGAUGCCAGGACAGGGUCCUCAAGAAAUAUGAUUAUGACAGUAGCACAGUGCGUAAGAAGUUCUUCAGAGAGAGUCUCCUGCAGAUCAUCAUCCCCUACAUGCUGCAGCAGCUCUCGCCAUCCUGCUCACCUGAGCUGCCCCGUUUCGAAGAGCUCAUCUUCGAGGACUUCUCCCGUUUCCUGCUGGUGGAAAACAUGUUCGAGGAGGUGGUGCUGCAGUCUGUCUCCAGGGACAUAAUGAUGGCUGUGAAGGAGGCAGCUCUCCAAAGGAGACACAAUCUGUACAGGGACAGCAUGAUCCUGACCAACAGCGACCCCAACCUGCACCUGCUUGGAGAAAACCCUCAGGUGGAUUGGGCUACUAAAUUUGGCGGCGACGAGCCGGAGGGCUCUGUCAGUGGGGGCAGAGUUGAAGGAGGGGGUUCUGGGAGCAGACGCAGGCAGGUGGUGUCCAUGAUCCAGCUGGACGGGGUGCCUUUGCCAUUCGAGUCCUGCCUGGAGGUCCCAGGCGUGGAGCUUAUCCCUGAGGAGGAUGCCGAGAUGUUUGAGGAGGACCAAGGCCCGGCUGGGGAACCCAAGUCUCCUGACAGCGUGGAUGGAAUCAGAGACCUGAUCAAUCCAGUGGUGGAGAUGGUGAUUCCAGUGUCCCUGGAGAGCCAGAGGACGGAGCCCACCAGAGGCACCGUCACCAUGCAGGAUGGGCUGCAGGAGCACGUGACACACGUCACCACUGUGGUGGAGGACUUCCCCAGGAAAUCUCUGCGAGACAAGACGACACCGCAGACAAUUCUGCAGCAGCUAGGAGGAAGCAGGAAGCAGGAAGCCGAUAAGGAGCAUCAGGAAGAAGCAGCCAUCAAAAACGCCAUCGAGGAAAUAGAGAUAGCGGUGCAGGAAGACGAGGGGGAACGGAUCGCUGAGGUCUCCACAGCGGAUCUGGAUUACGAGUCGUCACCGCGACCACCCCUGGCUUCAGACUUUAGCUCGCAAAACGACAGUGUCUUCCAGUCACAGACCAACGAGGGGCUGGAUGAAGAUGAGCCGCAGCCAAUCACAAACGGUCUGAACGGAGAGGACAAAGUUAUCGACCCGGUGGAAGUGGAAGUGGUUUUAGCGUAGGAAGUAAAUCCUCUGGACAGGACUCUGAAAGUGGAGAAAGCCUUGAAGAGAAAGCAGCAGAGCGCAUCACAUGUAACGGGAGA
Messenger RNA from Etheostoma cragini (Arkansas darter), 2825 nucleotides. RefSeq names its product niban apoptosis regulator 2a (gene niban2a). The transcript has 14 exons. The record is from RefSeq and is a predicted model, not a curated record. Lineage: Eukaryota; Metazoa; Chordata; Actinopteri; Perciformes; Percidae. The coding region runs from base 220 to 2742 and encodes 840 amino acids.